Dipodomys ordii (Ord's kangaroo rat) is the source of this 243-nucleotide messenger RNA. RefSeq names its product WAP four-disulfide core domain protein 15A-like. The transcript has 2 exons. The record is from RefSeq and is a predicted model, not a curated record. The coding region runs from base 1 to 243 and encodes 80 amino acids. Gene Ontology annotation, molecular function: peptidase inhibitor activity. Gene Ontology annotation, cellular component: extracellular region. Lineage: Eukaryota; Metazoa; Chordata; Mammalia; Rodentia; Heteromyidae.
AUGAAGCACAGCAGCCUCUUCCUACUCAUGGUGACCGUCCUCCUUUGCCUCCACCUGGCUCAACCUAGAUUCUUGUGGCGUAGAGGUACUGAAAAAUCUGGGUAUUGCCCCGAGUUUCAUCUUGACUGCCGUUUCACCCUGCUCCCCAAGUGUAAUCAUGAUCGGGGCUGCAAGGAAGAUAGGAAAUGUUGCUUCUACUAUUGCCGAAAGCAGUGUGUCAAGCCGUGGUGGACUUUGAACUGA